GUUAAAUGACGGCUGGUCCUAGGCGCGGCGGGGACACGCGGGGGGAACACGCGGGCGUGGAGGAGAGGGAUGCUGGGGCGGUUCAAGCGAGAUCGAGUUCACGCCAAGUGGAGUACGGCAGUUUGUGUCAGACCACGGAGCACGGAAGAUGCUCCCGGUUGUUUACGAAACGGGUGGACCACCCUCGUCGCGGCGACGGCGCCGCGCCACGAUUUUACUCGGUGCCGUGUCCGCUGCACUCGGAAAUACCAACCGCAACGUCGCGAGUUCUUCUUCGAUCAUCAGGCCAACAUCCACUGCCACCGUCAUGACUACCGCUUUGGGCCUUUUAAUGAUCCUGCUGCCAGCCGCGUAUCCGGACAAGAUCUCCAUCGGUGCAAUUUUCGAGCAAGGCGCCGACGAAGUUCAGUCAGCCUUCAGAUUUGCGAUGUUCAACCACAACCAGAAUACCACGACCCGGAAGUUUGAGUUGCAGGCUUUCGUGGACGUAAUUAAUACCGCGGAUGCUUACAAGCUAUCUCGCCUCAUCUGCAGUCAAUUUAGCAGAGGGGUGUUCUCCAUGCUGGGCGCCGUGAGUCCGGAUUCGUUCGACACCCUCCAUUCUUACAGCAACACGUUUCAGAUGCCUUUCGUGACGCCCUGGUUUCCCGAGAAGGUUCUGACACCGUCCUCCGGUCUCCUGGAUUUCGCCAUAAGCAUGCGUCCGGAUUAUCAUCGCGCUAUCAUCGACACGGUGCGGUAUUACGGCUGGAAGAAAAUCAUCUACCUCUACGACUCCCACGACGUGGCCAUUGGCUCGGUCGAUACACCGGGAAAUCGACGACCAGCAAAGUCGUCGUCGUCGGUUCAACGUUUGAAUCGUAAUCGCGGAAUUGUAAUGGGCACGCCAGCGGAACAAGAGAGUUUCUUGACUGGGGAGGAUUGA
Molecule: messenger RNA, 925 nt
Organism: Frieseomelitta varia
Lineage: Eukaryota; Metazoa; Arthropoda; Insecta; Hymenoptera; Apidae
Gene: GluRIB
Product: glutamate receptor 1-like
Exons: 5
Coding region: 149-925 (258 amino acids)
Source: RefSeq, a predicted model, not a curated record